Molecule: messenger RNA, 2565 nt
Organism: Scheffersomyces amazonensis
Lineage: Eukaryota; Fungi; Ascomycota; Pichiomycetes; Serinales; Debaryomycetaceae
Gene: PIF1
Product: DNA helicase
Exons: 2
Coding region: 200-2497 (765 amino acids)
Biological process (GO): DNA repair; telomere maintenance
Molecular function (GO): DNA helicase activity
Source: RefSeq, a predicted model, not a curated record
CUGUACCAGUCGCGUCAAAGCAUCCCAAGUCACCACAGAUAUAUCACCAAAUAUUGAUAAACAAACAAUACUAGUGCGAAGAAACCUUUAGAGAUUUGACUGAAAAACAUCUUGAACACGACCUAUUAGGCAAAAUUAAGCCAAAAUUUCCAAAAAUUUCCCGUUAGAGUUUCAAACUCACUAUACAUAACCAUAUUGCAUGCAUACUAUUAAAUAUUUGGGCAUCCGUCAAGUACCCCCAAAUUGGAUUAAUACAUAUACUUUUAAAUUUACAACUACAAAAAGUUUCACAACAUUCAAUAUUAAUAUCAAUAACUCAAAAAAGAAUCAUAAAUAUCAUAAAAUUUUCAUGACUUUGUCUCAUGAAGAUGGAAGUACUAAAGUACAAUCCAGACAAUCACGAGAUCCUAUCUUAGAUAUAAUUGAUUUUGAUUCUGAUUUUGAAUCAGAACUGGAAAUUAUAGAUAUUAAACAUAAUUCAAUUAGGCGACAAGAUGUUAAAUUAUCUCAAAAAUUAGAUUCAUUUGAUUUUGGUGAUGAUGAUGAUGAUGUAGAAAUUUUAAGAGCUGCUGAUCAAUUAAUGAUGAAAAAACCAAAUCAAACUAAUAUAAAAAAUAUCAAUAAAUUAUUAAAGCGUCAACCAAGUUCUGAUAUACAUACAGGAUGGAAACAUGCAAAGGUUGAAAAUAAUGAUGAUACUAUAUUACCACCUUCACUAACUGACUUCAACGGUUCGAGUCCCGUAAGGAUAGUUCCAUUUGAUCAAAUGGGUAGUCGAACAAGUAGUCCAAUAAAAUCAAAAGUUGCUCAUCAAAUGAGAACCUUUUCUACUUUAACCAAUUCCAAUUCCAAUUCCACUAAUACUAAACCACUAAAUUCAAAACCUAAAUCUAUACCAAAUCAUAAAAUACUAUUUUCUACUCAAAGACCAACCGUAUAUCAAGAAGAUGAUUCUCUGCUGAUUAUAAAGACAGUUAAACCAAUGAUUCUUUCAUCAGAACAAGAAUAUAUAUUAAAUAAAGUUCUUGAAGGAAUCCCAUUAUUUUAUACUGGUUCAGCAGGUACAGGUAAAUCUGUUUUAUUAAGAGUUAUUAUAAAAGAAUUAAAAAAUAAAUUUUCUGAAGGAGUUUAUGUUACUGCUUCAACCGGUUUAGCUGCUUGUAAUAUAGGUGGAACAACUCUACAUAGUUUUGCUGGAGUUGGAUUAGGAGAUUCUCCAGUAUCAAAAUUAAUAGAUCGAGUAAGAAAGAAUAAAACUGCCAUGUAUAAAUGGAGAUCUGCUAAAGUACUUAUUAUAGAUGAAAUUUCAAUGGUUGAUGGAGAAUUUUUUGAUAAAUUAGAUUCAAUUGCUCGGAAAGUAAGAGAUAAUAAUAAACCAUUUGGUGGUAUACAACUUGUUGUUUGUGGAGAUUUUUAUCAAUUACCUCCUGUUGUUAAACAACAAAGAGAUGAAAAUAAUAGAUUAAUUGAAAGGAAAGAAAUUUCUUUUGCCUUUGAUUCUUAUGCUUGGCAAUCGAGUAUUGAAGAAACAAUUGUAUUAACAGAAGUCUAUAGACAAAAGGGAGAUCAAAAAUUUAUAGAAAUGUUAAAUGAAUUAAGAGAUGGGAAAGUUUCUGAAGAUACUAGUAAAGAAUUUCGAAAAUUAAAUCGAGAACUUAUAUGUCCUGCUGGAAUAGUUCCAGCAGAAAUCUUUGCUACUAGAAGAGAAGUUGAUAAUGCUAAUGAUUUUCGUCUAAAUAAACUUCCUGGUGAAACAUUAAAAUUUAAUUCAACAGAUGGAGGUCUGGCAGAACCUAGAAUACGACAAUCUUUAUUACAAAAUUUUUUAGCUCCUGAAGAAUUAAGACUUAAAAAGAAUGCUCAAGUUAUGUAUACUUAUUUAAAAUAUAAAAAUGGUAAUCCUGAAAAUGAGCAAGGAGAAUCUGAUUAUAUAUUCGAUCAUUUAAGUUCAUCAGAUAUUUCUAAUUUAUCAACAGAAGAUAUACUAAAUCGAGAAAGAAAACAAGAAAUUGAGAGACAAUUUGCUGCUAAAGCUCUUGAAGAUAGUGAUGCGAAUGGGAAAAAGCUUCCAUUAGUUAAAUUCUUAUUAGCUAAUGGUAUUGAUACACGUACUGUAGUAGUAGAUCCUGAAGAAUGGAAAGUUGAAGAUGAUAAAGAUGUAGUAUUAGCUUCAAGAGUUCAAAUACCUUUAAUAUUAGCUUGGUCAUUAUCAAUUCAUAAAUCUCAAGGUCAAACUUUACCGAAAGUUAAAGUAGAUUUAAAAAGAGUAUUUGAAAAGGGUCAAGCUUAUGUAGCAUUAUCAAGAGCAGUAUCAAGAGAGGGACUUCAAGUUCUUAAUUAUGAUAGAUCAAAAAUUAUUGCCCAUCCUCGAGUGAUUAGAUUUUAUGAUAGUUUGACAGUAAUUAAAUCUGGUGGUCAAUCUAAACUUGAUAAAUUUUAUAGUAGUACUGAUAUAUUAGCUCCAUCAUCACGAUCUUAUCAGACAAUGAAUGAAUGAAUAAUAUAUUUCUUGUAUAUAUAUCAAUAAACAUAUUUCUAUAACUAUGUACAAAUUUUUGUUUCAUU